AUGGAGGAGGAACAAGAUGUUUCCUCCAUGUCGCAACAACAAUCGAGUGGUGCAAGAAUAAGUGAAGAAGAAGUUAUUAUAGAAGGGGAAGAAGUGAUGGUUCCGAUGACGUCCAUGGAAGAAGAAAACAAUACUCUUCUAAUACCUAAUUAUGAACAUUUCCCUUCCGAUGAUGAUAGUGUGGAGAGGGAAAAUUCUCAUCGAGACAUGAUAGACAAUUUUAAAGAUGGAAUUGAUAUAUCAUCACCUGAAGAUUAUGAACAUUCGAGUGGGAUCAUUUCAAAGCUUUUCUUUUCCUUCCUUGAUCCACUGAUUAAGGUUGGUUAUAAGAAGGGAGGCAGGAAUGAUAAACCCUUCGCUGGUAUUGUUCAAUUAAUUAGAAAAUUAUUAAUUUAUUUGAAAAUAAGGAAGGAAAAUCAAGAGAUUGAGGAUAAUUUUGAAGGAUUGCAACACUCUGAUAUUCCCAAAUUACCAAAACAUAUUCAGACCGAUAAUAUUUAUCCAAUAUUUGAAAAGAGUUUUAAACAUGUCUAUCUUAAAAAGAGGAGAUACUAUUCGGAGGCUGGAAAUUUAUGGAGUAGUAAUGGAACUCUGUUAAUUAGAGUUAUAGAGAAGGCAUCAAUAUUUCAAAAAUUAACAAGAAUAACUCCCUCAGCAAGAAGCAAGUUUGAAAGUGGAGAGUUGACCAAUUUAUUUUCUACGGAUACUAACAGAUUAGCUGGUGUGAUUAUUGAACUACACGAUCUGUGGUUAACACCAAUUAUGAUUAUUGUUGGAAUGACUCUAAUUAUUCUCUUCUUUGGAUUUAGUGCAGUGGCUGGUAUUUUAGCCAUGAUUGCUUUUGCUCCAGUUCUAGGAGUGCUUGCUAAACUAUUGACAAAAAUUGAAACUGAAUUGUCCAAACACAAAGACGAAAGAAUUAAGGUUAUGAGUGAAAUUUUGAACGGUAUCAGAAUUGUUAAAUUCUUUGUUUUUGAAGACAAAAUGAAGGAACGUGUCUAUGAUGCCAGAGCUAAGGAAUAUCAAGGUUUAAGAAAAGGAGCUCUCAUAAGAUGUUUCCAAUUACUAACUUCAGCCACCACCUCAGUUGUUGGAAGUGGUGUUACCUUCAUUUCUCAUUACUAUAUGGGUGGUGAAUUAACCAUGUCGAAUAUGUUCACUGGACUAGUACUUUUCGAAACUUUCAGAACUCCUCUUUUCAACUAUCCUAAUUAUCUUUCAAUGGCAGUAACUGCAUACGUAAGUGCUAAGAGAAUUGGUAAUUUCCUCUUUGCUGAUGAAAUUACCUCACUGCCUCACGAUCCAGAAAAUAAGUCAAAUCUCUUCAAAGCAGAAGAAAACAAAGACCUAAAUGAUAGUAUCUCAAGUCCGCUAGUUGAUUUUGCAAUCAAGUUUAAGAAUGCAACCAUAUCAUGGGGUGAGCAUUCAAGCCCAAUUCUCAAGAAUAUUAACUUGACUCUCGAAAAAGGAAAACUCUAUUGUUUGAUUGGUAAUACUGGUUCAGGUAAAAGUAGUUUAUUUUCCUCAAUUUAUGGUGAUACAGUUAUUGUCAAUGGCUCCGUCUCUGUAAAUCCAUACUCCAAACUUACACUCAGUGAUGAAAAUCCUUGGAUGAUCAAUGGAACUGUAAGAGAAAACAUAAUAUUCGACAAAUCUCUUGACUUUGAUUCUGAAAAAUAUGAAAAGGUUUUGGAUGUAUGUCAGCUUCGUUCUGACUUGGCAGGUUUCCAAAAUUAUGACCAAUCUGAAAUUGGUUACUCUGGCAUUAACCUCUCCCUAGGUCAAAAACAUAGAAUAGGUUUGGCCAGAGCUUGUUACUCCAACUCGGAUAUUAUCUUGAUGGAUUCCUCACUAAAUUCAAUCGAUGCUCGUCUCUGUAAGAAAAUAUUCAGAGAUUGCAUUAUGGAUUACCUUAAGGAUAGAACUAGAAUACUCAUUACACACUCACUGCAAUUGUUGAAAAUGGCUGAUGAAGUUAUUGUCUUGCAGCAAGGUGAGAUUGUAGCCAAGGGUCCUCUCAAAGAUAUUAUGGAUUCAUAUGAUUUUUCCAAGUUGAUUACUGAAGACGAUAACAAUGAAAAAAGUGAAGAAUCGUCUCCAGAAAUUUCUGAAGAAAAACCCAAAUCAAAGACAACUGAGAAAGGAUCUGAAUCUAAAGGAAAGCUUGUCCUGAAUGAAGAGAGAACCACUGGUAAUAUUUCAUGGGGUAUAUUCUAUGAUUAUUUGAAAGAAUAUGGCAUUUCAUUAAUCUUGUUGUGCAUUUUCCUUUCUUUUGCAUCACUUGGUACUAAAUUACUGAGUCAGAUGUGGAUUUCCUUUAUGAAUAUGAACACAUUCCAAAUGUCCAUUGCCAAUUAUGUUUGGAUUUAUCUAGUGAUUGGAUGUCUUGAUUCCCUCAUUCUAUUUAUCAGAAGUGGUUUCUACUCGUAUGGUUCUCUUAAAAGCUCACUCAAACUCCACAACAAAAUGUUGGAAGGUGUUUUAAGGGCUCCAAUUUUAUUCUUCGAUCAAAAUCCUGUUGGACGUAUUCUGAACAGAUUUACACAAGAUAUCAAUGCCACUGACAAUGAAAUGUUAUUCACCAUACCAGUGGCUAUUAAUAUUAUUCUAAACAUUCUCCUGACCAUCAUUCUGAUUUCUACAAUCACUCCAUUAUUCCUUGUUGUAAUUGUACCUAUUGGAUUGGUCUUUUAUCUCAUUCAGAUUUAUUAUAGAGUUAGCUCGAGAGAAAUUAGAAGAUUAGAGUCAAUUGCAAGAAGUCCAAGUUUAUCACACUUCUCAUCGUGUCUCCAAGGUAUUAACACAAUUAAGGCACUACUAGUUCAUGAACAAAUAUUCCAUGAUUGUAAUAGAAAGAUUGAUUUUGCUACCAAACAUUCACAUUUCCGUUUUGCAAUUAACAGAUGGUUGGGUAUUAGAAUUCAAGUUUUAGCCCAAAUUGUGGUUUUCUUUACAGCCUUGUUUGCCAUUAUUGCAAGACAUACUACUACUUAUAUUGCACCAUCUCUUUUAGCUCUUUCUAUUACUUACUCACUUCAGUUGACUGAUAAUUUUACCUUCCUUAUCAGAUACUUUGUAGAUUUAGAAAGCUCAAUGACCAGUGUUGAACGUAUUGUUCACUAUUGUAAUAAUAUUGAUUCGGAAGCACCAACUGAACAGGAGGAUGAUCCUAGUCCAGAAGAAUGGCCUUCAGAGGGUCGUAUUGAAGCUACCAAUUUCUCAGUAAGAUACAGAUCUGAUUUGGAUCCUGUAUUGAAAUCGAUUAACUUUACUAUUGAUCCAGGAACAAAGGUAGGAAUUGUUGGAAGAAGUGGCUCUGGAAAGAGUAGUUUGCUGAUAUCACUUUUUAGAUUCCUUGAAGCAGAUAGUGGAAAUAUCAAAAUUGAUGGUUAUAACAUUUCAGAUAUUGGAUUGAAAAGAUUGAGACAAUCACUCUUGAUUAUUCCUCAACAACCAGUACUGUUCACUGGUACUAUCAGAUAUAAUUUGGACAUUUUUAAUGAAUUUACAGAUAAGGAAAUAUGGUCAGCUCUAGAACGUGUUCAUUUGAAGAAUAAGAUUAGAUCUAUGGAAAAGAAAUUGGAUGAACCUGUAACAGAAAAUGGAGGUAACUUUUCCAUCGGUGAAAGACAACUAGUCUCGCUAGCCAGAUGCAUAUUAAGAAAGGCCAAAAUUAUUAUUUUCGAUGAGAGUACUGCCUUUGUGGAUCAUCAAGCUGAUGCUCUAGUUCAAAAAAUUGUAAGAGAAGAAUUUAAACAUGCCACAAUCAUCACUGUAGCCCACAGACUUGACACAAUUAUUGAUUCUGAUAAAAUCAUUGUCAUGGAAUUUGGUGAAAUAUUGGAGGUUGGAUCUCCAAAGGAAUUAUUGAAACAAGAAGACAGUAACUUUUACAAGUUGGUUAAGGAAACUGGUAAAAAUUAUUCAUCCUUCCUCAAACAACAAGCAUUCAAAGAAUAA
This is a messenger RNA of Naegleria gruberi, 3960 nucleotides long. RefSeq lists its product as uncharacterized. Gene Ontology annotation, molecular function: ATP hydrolysis activity; ABC-type transporter activity; ATP binding. NCBI's taxonomy places the organism in Eukaryota, Heterolobosea, Eutetramitea, Acrasida, Naegleriidae. Bases 1 to 3960 code for a protein of 1319 amino acids. Gene Ontology annotation, cellular component: membrane. The record is from RefSeq and is a predicted model, not a curated record. Gene Ontology annotation, biological process: transmembrane transport. The transcript has 2 exons.